Molecule: messenger RNA, 3224 nt
Organism: Plodia interpunctella (Indianmeal moth)
Lineage: Eukaryota; Metazoa; Arthropoda; Insecta; Lepidoptera; Pyralidae
Gene: ear
Product: ENL/AF9-related
Exons: 3
Coding region: 163-2364 (733 amino acids)
Biological process (GO): positive regulation of DNA-templated transcription
Cellular component (GO): transcription elongation factor complex
Molecular function (GO): chromatin binding
Source: RefSeq, a predicted model, not a curated record
UGAUGUCGAUGAAUUAAUAUGGCGGACCAAAAUAACAAGGGCGCUAAAAGAUUUAUUUCGUUAAUUUGUAUUAUUUUCAAUUCUUAAAUUGAUUGUGUAUUUGUGCGCAACUGUUAAGCGUAAGUUUUUUUAAACGCUAAAUAUAUCGUUGUCAUACCGAAAAUGACAUCAAUUAAAGUGAAUUUUGAAAUUGGGCAUGUAGCUUCUUUGCGGUCCAAGAAGACGCCCGAAGGAUUCACUCACGAUUGGGAAGUUUUCGUGCGCGGGCAAGAAGGUGCCGAUAUAAGUCACUUUGUAGACAAAGUUGUAUUCAAUCUUCACAACACUUUUCACAAACCUAGAAGAGUUGUUAAGGAGCCACCAUUCUCUCUCAAGGAAUCUGGUUAUGCUGGGUUUCUAAUUCCCAUUGAUAUUUACUUAAAAAAUAAAGAUGAACCUAAGAAAAUACCAUUUGUGUAUGAUUUAAAUUUACACAAUAGUGGACUUCUUAAAGACAGGUAUGUGUUUCAAAACCCCAAUGAUGAGUUCAAGAAGAAACUGUUGAAGGGAGGCGGUAUAACUGUCAGAAAUGAUGCUUACUACACUAAUCCUGAUCAGGAAAGUAGAAGUCGAGAUUCCUUCAGUGAUGACAAGCCACAAAUGACCAGUAAACCCAAAAUGUCAUCAGAAAAUGUCAAAAAACAUAAGGUUAAGGAGCAUAAAGAAGAAGUCCCUCAUAAAACAAGUAGUUUUGAAACUUUGUUUGGACCACCUAUUCAGAAACCUCCCAAAGUGUCGCCAGAUCCUAAAAAGAUAGAAAAAAAUGUAGCUACUGUAGCUAAACCAGACAAAAAAGAAAGAUCUAGUUCAGAUAAAAAAUCAAAACAUGAUCAUAAAGAAUCUAAAUCAGAAAAAGUGAAAGCAAAAGAAGAAAAAGACAAACCUAAACAAGACAAAGUGAAAAGUCAUAACAAAGAACAAGAACGAACUAAAGAUAAACCCAAUAAAAGGACAAGUGACAGGCCACCUUCACCAGAGCCAGCCAAGAAGAGAUGUGUCAGUCCAGUGAGAAAACCACCCAGUCCUCCUCCACGGUCAAGUAGUGCUUCUAGCUUUAAAGAAGAAUAUAAACCUCCAAAGCAUGAUAUCUCUGAACAAAAGAAACAAAAAACUGAAGACAAAGCACCGGAAAUAAAGACAGAUAAAGAAUCAAAGGAAAAGAAGAAGAAAGAAAAGAAAAGUCAUGAUAGAGAUAAAGAAAGGAAAGAAAAAAAGGAACAUAAAAAAGACAGUCAUAAAUCAAAAGAAUCUCCUAAAGAAAUUGUGAAAGAAAUAGCAAAGCCCAGGGAGAUACCUAAAGAAAUAGUGAAAGAAUCCCCCCCAAUAAAAGAAAAGCUAUCAAAACCAGAGAAAAACAAGUUUUCUAUAGAGAAUCUUAGGAAAACUCCACCCCCCGAAAAUGUUGAAAGAUUGGAAAACCAUAAAUCAAAAGACAAAGGAGAUUCAGAAAAACGACACAAACAUAAGAAAAAAGAUAAAAAGCGUGAUGAGUCUAGAGAAAAGCACAAAGAAUCUAGCAAAGAGAAAAAACAUAGGCAUGAAAAGAACAGAGAAAUUGUCCCUGAGCCUGUUGAAAUCAUUGAACGUAGAGAAACUCCCGUUUCUAAAGAGAGAUCUCUACCGGAACCAGCUUCUCCUAUUUCUAUUGACACAGCAUCUCAGUGCAGUUCAAAGAGUGGCAUUGCCAAGACAUCACACAUUGGGAAUGAAGACGUGAACAGUAGUCACUCAGAUUCAGAGAGCUCUAUAAUAGCUGAAGAAGAGGAGUUAAAAGUAAAAGUUGAGAAUCCUUCACCAGAGCCACUGAAACAUGAGCCUUCUCCUGAGAUAGAACCUGAGCCGGAGCCCGAAGUUGAGCCAGAACCAGAACCGGUGGUAGAACCACCCCAUAAAGAGAAAUCAAGAAAGCACAAAGACAAAUCUUCCAAGAGGGAAGAGAAACGACGUAAGAGAAAAGCUGCAGAAGAAGAAGAAGAGACUAGGAAAUUAGUUAAAACAGAAAAUUCAGCUCCUCUUAAUGCUGACAUGGAAAAAGGCGAGAGUAGUGGUUCUACAUCAGUAGAGACUAAAGUCCAAGAUAAUGGGGUUUCAAGUAGCUUGGGUGAGGAUGCUGAGCCUGGAGACCUAUCUCCCGAGUACAUGGGACAGCUCCGUGACCUUCAGAAGCGCAUCAUGACCAUUAACAACAAUGAAGAUCUCGAAAGAGUGGUCAAUUUGAUAGCAGAAACUGGCAGGUAUGAAGUUACUACACAGACAUUUGACUUUGACUUGUGUCUUUUAGACCGCUCAACAGUGCAACAACUAAUACAACUAGUUGGUUGCUAGCCGACAUUUAAUUUGGACUCUAGAACUUUGUACUAAACCUUGGUGUUCACAAAAGUGAUAGUGCAAAUUGGAGUGAAUAGCUAAUGAAUGGAACGGAAUCACAAAAAGUGCUGUUUGUAUUGUGAGAAUAAGGUGUGUAAUCUAAAAACUUAUCCUCGAGAUAUUCAAGUGUGUAUAACAGCUAGAAAUAAUCUCAUUAACACUAUGUUAUCUUAUUAUAUUCACUCACAUUACUCCAUAUUGAGUUUUAAGUGCAAUACUGUAUAGGUAUUUAAAGCUAUAAGACUGUUGAAAGAUUGUUAAAACGUAAUGUAUAUUUUGUACAUUAAUAUAUUGAUUAAUUAUAAUGUAAGUUAAAAGAUUGAGAGUUUUUAAAUAACUUCCUGUCUCAGAAAGGACUAAGGGAGGCUAUGUUAAUAAUUGUAUCAUAGGCUAACAUUAGGAGUAACAUGGAUUUUAUUUUAGAUGAUGAGACACACACCAGGUAUCAUUUGUGCAGUGGCUGUAAUUUUAAGAUCAUUUUAUUUAAGUAUUGCACAUUUUAAUUGUCUAGGUGUUUCUCAUUUGUAAUUGAUUCGAUGCAAAUCGGCAAUACAUUUCUGCAUAUUAUUAAUUUUAAGUUAAAUUAAUGCCCAACAUCACUUUAGAUGGUAUGAAUUUCUUAAGCAUUUUGUUUUAAAAAAUAAGGGUGAAUUUAAAAACUCCUGUAAAAUUGUAUAAAUAAUUAAAUGUGCUCAUAAAUUAUUGGCUAUGGUUUGGAUUUCCGAUGUCUGUACCUAUAUUAUUUGUUACAUAACUUAUUUUUUUUAUUUAACUAGUGUUACUACACAAUAUGAAAAUAAAACAUAUAGAGAGUGAAA